UUUGUAGACAUUUUUUUUUUUCAGUCAUUUUAUACCAAAUCAUUUAUUGUGUUUGAAAGGGUUCCCCAAAGCACAGUUUCAAAAGAUCAAGUGCAAAGAUAAUUAGUCACCUUGUUUAUUAUCACGACGACUCCGUGAUCUUAUAUAAAGCAAUGCACAGACAUUUCCAGAUGCAUAUACAUUAAAAACACUAGUCACUUUAUAUUAUUAUUCUAGCCCACUUUCAAAGUAUUACGUGCUAGUGGUACAUAUGUUGGAAGUUGAUGUUUAUCACGUCUAUACACUAUUCAAUGAAGCUCACAACUUAUCGGAAACACAAAACUAAGCAGUUUUUGCCUUUGUCCAGGUUUUUGGGUCGGUCGACAGACGCUAAACAGAAUAUUGCAGCUAUCGCGUUCCACCUGGAAUCUUCUAAUUUGGCAGGUAGAUUCUGGGCUUAUUAUUUUGUUGGGAUCUGUUCCUCGCACAAAAACAUCAGCAUCAGUAAAGCUUUUGUAAAGCAGGGAGUGUCACUAGCCAGGAUGCCUGUGCGAGUGGAUGACGUCAUGCGCUUAUGCUGCGACCUGUCUCAGCAGCAACAAAUGAAGGCCGCAGUGAAGCAUUCUGGGAAGGGGGCUUUUGUGGCAGGAGCAACAGCUUUCAUGGGGGGCCUUGUGGGAGGCCCACCAGGGGUUGCUGUCGGUGGUGCAGUGGGUGGCUUGCUGGGUUGCUGGAUGACCAGUGGGCAGUUUAGGCCUCUUCCCCAGAUUAUCUUGGAGAUGCCGCCCCAGCAGCAGCAGCAACUGUAUGACAGCGUCAUGACCAUCAUUGGGAAUUUGAACUGGACUGACGCUGCUCAGCUCUCAGCGCUGGUCAUGGGGAAUGCAGUCCUGCAGCAGAAAGUGGCAGCUGCUCUCGUGACUUACAUCACACAGGAGCUCAGAGCUGAAGUCCAGUACGGGGACUAGCCCUUAUUAUUAUUAUUUUACUUUAACCAUGUGUUGUAUGAUCAGAGUCCAAAGCACAUAAUUGUACAAAUUAGUCAAAAUCCUAUAAAAAUGUUUUUAGUUGGCAUGUUCAGCAGGAUCAGUGGUAUACUGACAUGAGAAUUGAGGCUAAUCCUAAUGUAAAAACUUGAGGGUUUUACUGUUCAAAAGUAAGCCACCUCAGUGUGUCCUUGGAUGGAUGCAAUUGAACAUAGGGUUAGUUUGUAAAAAAAAAUAAAAUAAAAAUAAAAGAUCAAUACUUAUUUUGGAAGCUCAAUAUUAUAGCAGAUAUUAAACAUUGCAGGACACAUCUACAAAGCUUUUGCUCCAGUGAAAAGUGUAUUCCACUCUUUUGAAAGGAAGGUUAAAAAUGCUUCCGAAAUAGAACAUAACAACUUAUGUCUAGUUCUUUAACAAUAGCAUAUUUUUUAUUUCACUUAAACUAAAAGGUACUGGUAUAAAAAAAUGUAGAUGUAAGAUCCAAGUUUAUCCUGAUAAAUAUAAGAUGCUAAUAACCUGGAUAUUUGAUAACUGUUAUUCAAACAACAAACUAAUAUCUAUUGAGUGGCAAAAAUAGACUGAAUGCCGUUUUGAAGUGUUGAAUGUUUACUUAAGCAUAGGGUAAGCUCAGAACCUUGUAUUUUAUUUAAGAAAGAAAAAGCUUUUUUUGACCACUACCUCAUUAAAUGGGUUUUAGGUGUAUUUGAUUAUUGCUGACCUGGUGUGUGUGUCACUAUUGUUUUCCUGGUCUUAAUGGUGGUUGAAUAAUGGCCUUAAAAAAAAAUAAGUUUAGGUAAACUAUGUAUCUGUGCCUUUGGUUCAGUAUCACUAUGACUUGAAAUGCUGGUAAUAUUCUUGACAAUGUAAAGAAUUUUAAUUCAAAUGUUAAUAUGAAAUGAGUUCCAGUAUGUAGUAACUUGAUUGUAAUGGAUACUGAUGUAAUGAGGUUAGUGGUGCACAUUAUCAUAACUGUGCUUCUGUUCAAUUUAGUAGGUUUUAUUUUAUUUCUUGUGCUCAUAUUUUUUUAUUCUCAAAAAUAAUCAUCCACUUUUUUAACAUUAAUAUAGGAAUUGUAAUUAUGAUUAGACAUUAUUAAUAAGCAGGGUUGCUGCUGCCGUAGAAAAUCAUUCACGGCCAAGCAAUGUACAACGUUGUGAGCAGAAUUUAUUUUUAAUCCUUAAAAUCAAUUGACAUGACAUUCAAUAUAUGUACUUAAUUGCAUGACAGCAAUAUAAUGUUUAAUCAAGGAACUACUUGGGGUGUGGCGUGUAUACUGGACACAAAGACAAAGAGAUAUUGAGAUUUUGAUUAGGUUAUUUUUUAAAGCUGUGAAUUGUUGACAUUAGCUGACAAAAUAAAUGUUUUGAAAUUAA
This is a messenger RNA of Acipenser ruthenus (sterlet), 2338 nucleotides long. Its product is annotated as protein C19orf12 homolog. The transcript has 4 exons. NCBI's taxonomy places the organism in Eukaryota, Metazoa, Chordata, Actinopteri, Acipenseriformes, Acipenseridae. The coding region runs from base 264 to 947 and encodes 227 amino acids. The record is from RefSeq and is a predicted model, not a curated record.